This is a messenger RNA of Erpetoichthys calabaricus (reedfish), 2695 nucleotides long. It is a transcript of the gene sec63, whose product is annotated as SEC63 homolog, protein translocation regulator. Lineage: Eukaryota; Metazoa; Chordata; Cladistia; Polypteriformes; Polypteridae. Gene Ontology annotation, biological process: post-translational protein targeting to endoplasmic reticulum membrane; SRP-dependent cotranslational protein targeting to membrane. Gene Ontology annotation, molecular function: transmembrane protein transporter activity; RNA binding. The record is from RefSeq and is a predicted model, not a curated record. The transcript is spliced from 21 exons. The coding region runs from base 114 to 2393 and encodes 759 amino acids. Gene Ontology annotation, cellular component: Sec62/Sec63 complex.
AGAGAGGCACGUUAGGCCACGGAGGCGUGCACGCAUGCGUAAGCCACGUGUCGCGUACUGGCGCUGUUCUCCGAGUCCGAGGAAGUGGCUGCUGAAGAGUGAGGAAAACCGCUAUGGCAGGGCAGCAGUUUCAGUACGAUGACAGCGGCAACACUUUCUUCUAUUUCCUCACCUCUUUCGUCGGACUUAUUGUUAUACCGGCGACAUACUACUUAUGGCCCCGGGAUCAGAAUGCAGAGCAACUCCGUUUAAAAUCCUUAAGAAAAGUUCACGGGAGAUGUCUUUGGUAUCGAUUGAAGCUAAUGAAAUCUCAACAAAGUGUUAUUCCAACACUGAAAAAGAUAGCUUUGCUUAUUGGAUGGGCUGUCUUUUUGUUCCUUGCCUAUAAAGUAUCCAAAAUAGACAGAGAAUAUCAGGAAUACAAUCCUUAUGAAGUACUAGAAUUACAGCCGGGAGCAUCAAUUGCAGAAAUUAAAAGACAGUAUCGGUUACUAUCACUCAAAUUCCAUCCAGACAAAGGCGGUGAUGAAAAGAUGUUUAUGAGGAUUAGCAAAGCUCAUGAAGCAUUAACAGAUGAAGAAUCUCGAAAAAAUUGGGAGAUGUAUGGAAAUCCUGAUGGUCCUCAAGCUACAAGUUUUGGUAUAGCGUUGCCAGCCUGGAUUGUGGAUCAGAAAAACUCAAUGCUGGUUCUCCUUGUUUAUGGUCUAGCCUUUAUGGUCAUUCUUCCAGUUGUUGUUGGUACUUGGUGGUAUCGAUCUAUACGUUACAGUGGAGACCAAAUUCUUAUCAACACAACACAACUAUUCAUGCAUUUCAUGUACAAAACUCCCAAUAUGAACAUGAAACGUCUGGAGAUGGUAUUGACUGCUGCUUUUGAAUUUGAUCCACGUAGCAAUAAAGAAGCAAUUAUAAGACCAACUGACAACACUGAAGUGCCACAGCUUAUUCGAGAGCUUGGAAACAUUAAUGUAAAGAAAAAGGAACCUCCAUUUUGUUAUCCAUAUAGUCUGAAAGCCAGAGUCCUCCUACUUUCUCAUCUUAACAGAAUGGAAGUAUCAGAAAACGUAGAAGAAGAUCAGAGAUUUGUUGUCAGAAAGAGCCCUGCCCUACUGCAAGAGAUGGUUAAUGUUGGUUGUCAGUUAACAAUGAUGGCAAACAGCCGUGGAGGUAUUCAGCAUGCACCACGCUUAGCUUCCAUUGAAAACUGUAUGAAGCUGUCCCAGAUGAUUGUUCAGGGUCUUCAAGAAUCUAAAUCCCAUUUGUUGCAGUUGCCACAUUUUGAAGAAGAACAUCUGCGAUACUGUGUUUCCAAAAAGUACAAAGUUCGAAGUAUUCAAGAUCUAGUCAGCCUCAAAGAUGCAGAUAGGCGCAAUAUGCUGCGCUUUCUUGGAGAGGAAAAAUAUGAAGAGGUCAUGGCAGUGAUUGGAAGUUUUCCUCAUAUUAAUAUGGAUAUUAAACUCCAAGUCCUUGAUGAUGAAGAUAGCAACAAUAUCACUGCAGGCUCCAUUGUUACAGUUACAGUAACAUUAACAAGAAGAACAAUGAUGGAGUUUUUUGAAAAGGAGCAAGAACACACGUGUGUGCCAGAAGAUCAAACUGCAGAAGAAGGGCAAGGAGACCCAAGUAAGAAUAAAAGCAAAGUAUGGCAAAGCAAAAAUAAAGGUACCAAGAAAGUUCCAAAGUCCAAAAAAAAAAAGUUAACCAAGAAGAAACCACCCUCUCAGCAGCAGCAGCAGCAGCCGAAACAGGAUAAACAAAAACAGCUCAAUGGCACAGUUUCUGCUAAUGAUGCAGUCACUUAUACGAAGGAAGAAGAAGACGACGUUUCAGAGAAGGGAAGUGAUUCAGAAGAUUUAGAUGCAAAUAAGGAUUCUCCAAGUGAGAGGGAGGAUGAGAGUGACAAGCAGAGUGAAACAGAGAAUGAUGAAAUUGGUGGAGAUGAUGAAGAGGAAUGGGAAGCACUACAGCAAAGUAUCCAAAGGAGAGAGAGGGCACUUCUAGAAACUAAGUCAAAAAUAACACAUCCAGUUUAUAGUUUGUAUUUUCCAGAGGAAAAGCAGGAAUGGUGGUGGCUUUAUAUUGCUGACCGAAAAGAGCAAACUUUAAUAUCUAUGCCCUAUCAUGUCUGCACACUAAAGGAAACUGAAGAGGUUGAACUUAAGUUUCCUGCGCCAUCAAAACCAGGAAAUUAUCAGUACUCAGUCAUUUUAAAAUCAGAUUCAUAUAUGGGAUUAGACAUGAUAAAGCCUUUAAAGCUGGAGGUUCAUGAAGCAAAGCACAUGCCAGAUAAUCACCCACAAUGGGAUAUUCCAGAGACAGAAGAGGAAGAAGAAGACCAGGAAGAUAGUGAUGGUAUAGAAGAAAGUGAAGAUGAGGAGGAAGACAACGAUUAAAUGACUGUAAUAGACUGUUUCUUCUGAUUUGUUAACAAUUUUUUUAAGAAAACGGAAACUGUAUUUGUUGCACACAAUUCCAGCACCCAUUUACGUGCGUAUGUAACAGUGCAUUCAUGUCUUAGUUGCACUGAAAUUUUAUCAGACUUUGUUUGUAAAUUUUCUGAGUGCAUCGCUCAAAGGACAUUCAGAGUGCACUUCCUAUACCUGGUAAAAUGCCUGGACAAAAUAUACCUUUGAACAGUGAAUGAGAUACUGAUAAGUAAAAUAAUAAAAAUACUACUUUCUUUGUAGUUAAUAUA